Galeopterus variegatus (Sunda flying lemur) is the source of this 1720-nucleotide messenger RNA. Its product is annotated as cyclin-dependent kinase 13-like. The record is from RefSeq and is a predicted model, not a curated record. Gene Ontology annotation, molecular function: RNA polymerase II CTD heptapeptide repeat kinase activity; ATP binding; cyclin-dependent protein serine/threonine kinase activity. The annotation marks the transcript as partial. NCBI's taxonomy places the organism in Eukaryota, Metazoa, Chordata, Mammalia, Dermoptera, Cynocephalidae. Gene Ontology annotation, cellular component: nucleus; cyclin/CDK positive transcription elongation factor complex. The transcript has 6 exons. Gene Ontology annotation, biological process: protein phosphorylation; transcription elongation by RNA polymerase II; positive regulation of transcription elongation by RNA polymerase II.
AUGCCGAGCAGCUCGGACACGGCGCUGGGGGGAGGCGGGGGCCUGAGCUGGGCGGAGAAGAAGUUGGAGGAACGCCGCAAGCGGAGGCGAUUCCUGUCCCCUCAGCAGCCGCCGCUGCUGUUGCCGCUCCUGCAGCCGCAGCUCCUCUCGGCCACGUCCAGCAGCAGCAGCAGCCGCAAGGACCGAGACCUGAAGGCUCACCGGAGCCGGACUAAGUCGUCCAAGGAGCCGCCGUCGGCCUACAAGGAGCCGCCCAAGGCCUACCGGGAGGACAAGACCGAACCCAAGGCCUACAGGCGGCGGCAGCGGUCCCUGAGCCCGCUGGGAGGCCGGGACGACAGCCCGCUGUCCCACAGGGCCUCGCAGAGCCUGAGGAGCCGCAAGUCCCCCAGCCCGGCAGGAGGUGGCAGCAGCCCUUAUUCUCGGCGGCUGCCGCGCUCCCCAAGCCCCUACAGCCGCCGCCGCUCCCCCAGCUACAGCCGCCACAGCUCCUACGAGCGGGGCGGUGACGUGUCCCCCAGCCCCUACAGCAGCAGCAGCUGGCGGCGCUCCCGCAGCCCCUACAGCCCUGUGCUCAGACGGUCUGCCAAAUCCCGAAGCAGAAGUCCAUAUUCAUCUAGGCAUUCAAGAUCUCGUAGCAGGCACAGAUUAUCUAGAUCUAGGAGUCGUCAUUCUAGCAUUUCUCCUAGCACACUUACUCUGAAGAGUAGCCUGGCAGCUGAAUUGAACAAGAAUAAAAAAGCACGAGCUGCAGAGGCAGCAAGAGCGGCAGAAGCAGCGAAAGCUGCAGAGGCAGCUAAGGCUGCUGAAGCUGCUGCCAAAGCUGCAAAAGCCUCAAACACUUCUACACCUACCAAGGGUAACACAGAAACUGGUGCCAGUGCAUCACAGACAAACCAUGUGAAGGAUGUGAAGAAACUUAAAAUUGAGCACGCACCUUCUCCCUCAAGUGGUGGAACUGUAAAAAAUGACAAGGCAAAACCAAAGCCACCUCUUCAAGUAACAAAGGUGGACAAUAAUUCUGUUGUAGAUAAAGCCACCAAGAAAGCAGUUGUAGUUGGGAAGGAGAGUAAACCUGCUGCUACAAAGGAGGAACCAGUAUCUCUUAAAGAGAAAACUAAACCACUUACACCAAACAUAGGAGCCAAGGAGAAGGAGCAACAUGUGGCUAUGGUGACCUCUACAUUACCACCAUUACCUUUGCCUCCCAUGCUGCCUGAGGAUAAAGAUGCUGAUAGCUUGCGAGGAAAUAUUUCAGUAAAAGCAGUUAAAAAAGAAGUAGAAAAGAAACUCCGGUGUUUACUUGCUGAUUUACCACUGCCCCCUGAGCUACCAGGAGGAGAUGAUCUCUCAAAGAGCCCAGAGGAAAAGAAAACAGCAACACAGUUACAUAAUAAAAGGAGGCCUAAAAUAUGUGGGCCUCGCUAUGGUGAAAUCAAAGAGAAAGAUAUUGACUGGGGAAAACGCUGCGUGGAUAAAUUUGAUAUCAUCGGCAUUAUUGGAGAAGGUACUUAUGGACAAGUUUACAAGGCCAGGGAUAAAGACACUGGAGAAAUGGUAGCCUUAAAAAAAGUACGUCUGGAUAAUGAAAAGGAAGGCUUUCCAAUUACAGCAAUUCGAGAAAUUAAAAUUCUCCGGCAGCUUACCCACCAGAGUAUUAUCAAUAUGAAGGAAAUAGUGACAGAUAAAGAAGAUGCUUUGGAUUUUAAGAAGGACAAAG